CCCCAGGCGCCCGCGGGCCCCGCUCCUGCCCUGGCCCGGCUACCUGCGCAGGGUGGCGCCCGCCGCCCUCUCCACCGCCCUGGACGUGGGCCUCAGCAACUGGAGCUUCCUCUACAUCACCAUCUCCCUCUACACGAUGACCAAGUCCUCAGCCGUGCUCUUCAUUCUCUUCUUUUCACUGGUCUUCAAGCUGGAGGAGCCGAGGGCGGCGCUGGUGCUGGUGGUGCUGCUGGUGGCCGGCGGCCUCUUCCUCUUCACCUACCGGGCAACGCAGUUCGAGGCAGAGGGCUUCCUGCUGGUGCUGGGGGCCUCCUUCUUGGGCGGCGUCCGCUGGACCCUCACACAGAUGCUCCUGCAGAAGGAGGAGUUGGGGCUCCAGAAUCCCAUCGACACCAUGUUCCACCUCCAGCCGGUCAUGUUCCUCGGCCUCUUCCCGCUCUUUGCUGCCUUUGAAGGCCUGCCCUUGUCCUCGUCGGAGAAGCUGUUCCGUUUCCAUGAGGUGGGGGUGCUCCUGGGCCUCCUCGGGAAGCUGGCCCUGGGGGGCGUGCUGGCCUUUGGGCUGGGCUUCUCCGAGUUCCUCUUGGUGUCCAGGACCUCCAGCCUCGCCCUGUCCAUCUCUGGGAUUUUCAAGGAAGUCUGCACUCUGCUGCUGGCGACUCAGCUCCUGGGGGACCGCCUGAGCCUCCUGAACUGGUGUGGCUUCGCCGUGUGCCUCCUGGGGAUCUCCCUGCACGUGGCGCUGAAGGCCCUCGGCCCCAGAGGGCCCAGGGGGAUGAAGCCACGCAAGGAGCCCGGCUCCGGCUCCGGCUCCGACCUGGACCUGCUCCUGCUGCACCAUGAGGAGGAAGGGGGGGAGGCCGAGAGUUCCCCCCAGCGCUGAGCCACCCGCUCCAGGAGCUCCGCUAGAGAGGGCUCUCUGGCAACGCUCCCCCACAGCGAGAGGUGCCCCGGCCCCGUGCUGGUUUCCCUGGGAGA
This is a messenger RNA of Gekko japonicus, 975 nucleotides long. RefSeq names its product solute carrier family 35 (GDP-fucose transporter), member C2 (gene SLC35H1). Gene Ontology annotation, molecular function: antiporter activity. The record is from RefSeq and is a predicted model, not a curated record. Lineage: Eukaryota; Metazoa; Chordata; Lepidosauria; Squamata; Gekkonidae. The transcript has 8 exons. Gene Ontology annotation, biological process: UDP-glucose transmembrane transport. Gene Ontology annotation, cellular component: Golgi apparatus; cis-Golgi network; endoplasmic reticulum-Golgi intermediate compartment. Bases 137 to 880 code for a protein of 247 amino acids.